This is a messenger RNA of Linepithema humile (Argentine ant), 807 nucleotides long. It is a transcript of the gene tap, whose product is annotated as Basic helix-loop-helix neural transcription factor tap. Gene Ontology annotation, biological process: positive regulation of transcription by RNA polymerase II; sensory organ development; axon development. Gene Ontology annotation, molecular function: DNA-binding transcription factor activity, RNA polymerase II-specific; E-box binding; protein dimerization activity. The record is from RefSeq and is a predicted model, not a curated record. Lineage: Eukaryota; Metazoa; Arthropoda; Insecta; Hymenoptera; Formicidae. Gene Ontology annotation, cellular component: nucleus.
UAUCAAAAGUGCAGUUUCUCUACCUUGUGCUGUGUGUUUUUCAAGAAAUUUGCUUUGCCUCUAAUUUGUUCAAAGCAAGACACGGCAAUGUCAUCGGAGUACUCAUUCUGUAGCGAGGGAGGCUUUGAUGAACUCUCGAGCUCCUCCGAUUCUGGUUUCGAUGUGAGCUUUGAAUCACCGAAACACGAAGUACCAACCGAUACUCUUUUCCCUGCGGCUAAAGAGGAGAAGCGUAAAAAAACACGGAACACUCGUUGCAAAAGUCCAACCCAGGUACUAAGGCUAAAGAGAAACCGGCGGAUGAAGGCAAAUGAUCGCGAGCGUCACAGAAUGCACACAUUGAACGACGCCCUGGAGCGUCUGAGAAUGGCAUUGCCGACUUUUCCCGAAGACACAAAGCUCACGAAGAUCGAGACGCUGCGUUUCGCGCACAACUACAUCUGGGCGCUGUCCCAAACUCUAGGCAAUUCCGAAAGCGGCGAAAUCACGGUGAACGUCGGCAACGUCACCGUCAGCAUCGGUGAGAACGGCAACAUGAUCACCUCGUCGAGCGGGAGCUGCGCGGUGGCCGCCCAGAAGAGGCUCGGACCGCAGCACACCGCGAGCUUCCCGUAUCCUCCUCAAGAACGAUUUGUGCCAGAAUGGCAGGAAUACGAUUGCUAUAGCGAUCAGAGCAUAAGUCCACCAAUGCAAUAUCAGCCGUGCUACGACCAGAGGAUGUAUCAGGUCCAUCGUCCUCAACAUCAACUACCUCCGCCGCCGCAUCAUCACAUGUCUCAUCACAAUAAUUUGUACCAGUGUCUUUAG